Messenger RNA from Pelodiscus sinensis (Chinese soft-shelled turtle), 1966 nucleotides. NCBI's taxonomy places the organism in Eukaryota, Metazoa, Chordata, Testudines, Trionychidae. The record is from RefSeq and is a predicted model, not a curated record.
GCUCCAGAACUGGCAGGUGUCAGAGAUCCGAGUCGCAGCACCAAGGAAACUGUCACAGAAACCCAGACUUGGGGUUGGAAGGAAAGAAACACCUUUAUUGAAACACAGCUCUGGGAAGUUUCAAAGGAAGACUUCCAAAUCAAACUGUCCACAGCAACCUUAUAUAUCCAGAGUUACAACAAAAUGGAAUAGACAAUAUAUCACACUUACUUACUGGACUAAGGAACUGAGAGUUUAAAUCCUCCAUCAGAAGAGUAAACCUGCAUGAGCUCUAGGUCAUUUUAAGAUACCACAUGAAUCUACGUAGAGAGCAAAGCUGGAAAAUGAAGGUAACAGUAAAGUCCAAAAAUACAGUAUCCAGUUUUUUGACAAGAAAAUAACCUGCGUACAGUCUGAGCAUAAAAUAGGGAACAUGUUUAGCUAAAAGAACCUUGAACAUUCAGUACUAUGGAAGUGAUUUGAUGAUCUGAAUUUGUCAUGGAAGAAACCAAUCAGCUGCAAACAACCACUCUUCUUCAUAUGUCUGCAUGACCAAAAGCAGUUUAUAUCAAUUUGAAAACUGCCAACAUGACCCACUAUAGACGCUUUUUUACUGUUCCUUGGAAGCGUUCCAAGAUGUGUAUUUUCUUGAUUGGCUCCAUCUGUUUUGUAGGAAUAUAUUUCAUUUUCAUUCCUGUGACUUUUAAUUACUUUGCUCUUAUAGCAAAAAUCAAAGUUAAAGAAAACAUUGCUUUGAAUGUAAUGGAAAGAUUUGCAUUUCCUAUCAAAGGAUAUGACAAACCUCAGACAGCAAAAGAAAACAGAAGCAAUAUUUUCAGAUUCAAACCAUUCUUAUUAAACAGGAAGGUAGAAGGACCAACUGCAAAUGUGGCACCAUUUGCUAGUGAACUCAAUGAUACUCAGCCCUUUCGGUUUCUUAUUAAUGAAAGAGAUCUCUGUAAAGACAGCACUCCUUUCCUAGUACUAUUAAUAGCAACCAAAGCUGAUGAAAAGCCUCUCAGAGAAGCCAUCAGGAAAACCUGGGGGAAUGAAUCAGUGAUUCCAGGAACAAAGGUUAUUCGCUUAUUUAUGUUGGGUGUUAAUGAUAAAGAGAGAAAUGAAGCUAUAUUGAAAGAGAGCAAUCAAUAUCAUGACAUCAUUCAACAAAACUUUCUGGACACCUACAAGAACCUGACUCUUAAAACCAUAAUGGGCUUGAAGUGGGUUGCCACCUACUGUGCUGGUGCAAAUUUUGUCAUGAAAACAGACACUGAUGUUUUUGUUAAUACAGAAUAUUUAAUACAAAGUCUUCUAAGACCACUCACGCCUCCUUCAUCAUAUUAUUUCACUGGCUUCCUUAUGAGAAAUGCAAAGCCUCAUCGCCAUAUUGAAAGCAAAUGGUACGUACCAAAGGAGGUCUACUCAUCUGAGCGCUAUCCUGAUUUUUGUUCAGGAACAGGGUAUGUCUUUUCUGGGAAUUUGGUUGCAAAAAUUAUCAAUGCAUCUUUAAAAGUCAAAUUCUUGUACUUGGAAGAUGUUUAUGUAGCACUCUGUCUUGAACAAGAAGGAAUUAAUAUGGUACCUCCACCUAAUAACUAUUUGUUUAAUAUACAUAAAGUCCCAUUUUCUCCUUGUACAUACAACAGCCUGAUUACUUCCCAUGGAAUUCAAUCACAUGAACAGAUAAUAUACUGGGAAGAAUUGCAAAAGAAUAAACAUAUGUGUGCUAAAUAAAGCUAGGGUAUGGGAGAGAUUGUGUGGAAUUACAAUAUUUGCUUCUAUAUUAUUUCAGCCUUAUAAUUGUUGACUGUGCUCCAUGAGCCUUCCAUGGAGGAAGAGAAAGACUUGAGUCUAUAUCCUACAUUAAAGUUUUGAUUUCAUUUAUAUUUACAAAAAGAAACUUUAUAUAUUAAAGUUGUAUUCUACCCUACAGAACAACUUCAGCCUAAGUUCUUUUUUGUUAUAUAUUGGAUUGAAAUUUACAAUG